AUGAGUAAGAUUAUCUUUUAUGAGGAGAGAAACUUCCAGGGUCGCUCCUUUAAGUGUGACACAGACUGCCCAGACAUGAACCCUCAUUUCAUCCGUUGCAACUCUGUCAGGGUGGAGAGCGGCUGCUGGGUCUUGUAUGAAAGGCCCAACUACUCUGGAUACCAGUAUGUCCUAACCAGAGGGGAAUAUCCUGAGUAUCACUCCUGGAUGGGCUACAAUGACACUAUUCGCUCAUGCCGUACAAUUUCCUCUGUGAGUGAUAUGCCUGUAAAUGAAGGAUCUCACCGAAUCCGUAUAUAUGAUCGGCCAGAUUUCCAAGGUCAGAUGAUGGAAUUCAAUGAUGACUGCGAAUCCAUUCAUGAAAGUUUCCAGUGCCGCAGCAUUCACUCUUGCAAUGUCAUGGAGGGCUACUGGACCUUCUAUGAGCACCCUGGAUUUCUAGGCCGUCAGUAUUUCAUGGCUCCUGGAGAGUAUCGCAAGUUCGUAGACUGGGGUGCCACAUGUGCCACAAUCGGCUCCUUCCACAGAAUCACUGAUUUUUAA
Molecule: messenger RNA, 543 nt
Organism: Danio aesculapii
Lineage: Eukaryota; Metazoa; Chordata; Actinopteri; Cypriniformes; Danionidae
Product: gamma-crystallin M2-like
Exons: 3
Coding region: 1-543 (180 amino acids)
Biological process (GO): lens development in camera-type eye; visual perception
Molecular function (GO): structural constituent of eye lens
Source: RefSeq, a predicted model, not a curated record